Molecule: messenger RNA, 381 nt
Organism: Ceutorhynchus assimilis (cabbage seed weevil)
Lineage: Eukaryota; Metazoa; Arthropoda; Insecta; Coleoptera; Curculionidae
Source: the annotation of a GenBank genome assembly
AUGACAGAAGUAUGCCACAAAUCCCAAAAUAGUUUAAACUCCCUUUUUACGAAACUAAAAAGUAAAACGCCAAUUAUGAAAGAUUCGAAUGUGGUCUACUCAAUCCCCUGUGAAAAUUGUCCCAAAAAAUACAUUGGCAUGACCACUCAACUUGUAAAGAACAGACUAAAUGGACAUAAAUACACUAAAAAUGCCAACACUGCAUUGGAUAAACACAUGAAAGAUUCAAAUCACUGUUUUGCGUUUAACAAUACCACAAUAUUAAACAAAGACAACAAUUUUCAUAAAUUAAUGAUCAAAGAAAUGAUAGAAAUUAGAAAAGAAAAAAAUGCUGUGAAUGACAGAACUGACAUAAUGGGACUAAGUCGAACAACCUUAUAA